Messenger RNA from Seminavis robusta, 648 nucleotides. The record is from the annotation of a GenBank genome assembly. NCBI's taxonomy places the organism in Eukaryota, Bacillariophyta, Bacillariophyceae, Naviculales, Naviculaceae.
AUGAUCGCUUCUAUCAGCACCACCCUUUCCCAGGCCCUCCCUCUUUCCACGGACGCCUUCUUUGCGGAUGCAGUCAAUAUUGCCGCUGUGGUCCUCGGCGUUUGCAGUUUUGCAUGGUUGCUAAGAGAAUGGAGGUCUUUGGAUGAGGGUAUCCUGGAAGAUCAAGGCGCUUACUUUUGUGCUGAACAUGAAAAGUCCGAGGAAGAAGAAGGAGAGUCCAGUGAAAGCGGCAACCGGUUUUUGGACAGGUUCACAUGGUUGCAAAGAGAAUGGAGGUCAUUGGAUGAGGGUAUCCUGGAAGAUUGUGGCUCUUACUUUUGUGCUGAGCAAGAAAAUUCCGAAGAAGGAGAGUCCAGUGACAGUGGUAACCUGUUUUUGGUCAUGGCGCAAGCCGCUACGGUUCCGUUUGCCAAAUCCAUGGGCGCCGAGACAAUUGCCGAGACAAUUGCCGAGACAGAUGAGAGCGAAAGCGAAGAUGAAGAGGAGGAAACCGAACCCUGCAAAGAAACCGAAGAUGACAUGCCAGUAAAAGGAUCAUCCCUUACUUCGCGCCCAAGCGAACCAGAAUUGUGGCGAAUGGUUCUGUCUACUGGGGCUUCCUUCAAGCAGGGUCCUCGACGCAGUUUUGUUCAUCUGGAGUCGUCAUAA